Menidia menidia (Atlantic silverside) is the source of this 1140-nucleotide messenger RNA. The record is from the annotation of a GenBank genome assembly. NCBI's taxonomy places the organism in Eukaryota, Metazoa, Chordata, Actinopteri, Atheriniformes, Atherinopsidae.
AUGGGGCUUGUCGCCAUUGUGCGACAGCAUGUGGUGCUGCAGCUGGGUUUCGUCACUGUAGCCUUUGCGGCAGCUGGUGCAGCGGAAGGGCUUUUCCUGGUGCAGCUUCUGAUGUGUUCUCAUGUUCUGCAGGAAGGCAAACUCCUUCCCACACUCGGGGCAUUUGUAUGGCUUCUUGCCCGUGUGGAUGAUGAUAUGUUGCUGCAGGUAGCUGCUGAAUCUAAAACCCUUGCCGCACACUUUGCACUGGUUGGCUGGAACACAGAAGGUCUGGGGACACAGGGGGCAGUGGAAUAUCCGCUUGGUUUCCUCAUUCUGGCUGGUGUUCUCUUUCUCCUGGGCGGACACUGGGGCCGGUUUGCUGGACGCAUCGCUGAGGGGGGCGGUUCCCUUCAGCCUGUGCUGGCGGCAGUGCGCCUUCAUGUUCUGUGCAAAAGCGAAGGUUUUGCUGCACUCGGGGCAGCGGAAGGGCUUCUGCCCCGUGUGCAGGUACUGGUGUUGGUGGAGGAGGCUGCUGUACUUGAAAGCCUUCCCGCAGGUGUUGCAGAGGUGGGGGCGCCCGCUGUCUGUGUGCCUGCGGCGGUGGUCCUCCAUGACGGAGUAGUGCUUGAAAACCAUGCCGCACUCCGGGCACUCGUAGGGUUUGAGAGCCGCGUGGCAUCUCUGGUGGAGGCGCAGGGCCAUGGCGUUGGGGAAGGCUUGGCUGCACUCCUGGCAGGUGAAGGCGCUCUCCCGGGAAUGUGUCAUCAUGUGCUUGGUGACCGACACCUUGAACUGGAAGUCCUGGCGGCAGAGGGGGCAGUGGUAAGGCUUUUCCGCAGCACCGCUGCAGCUGUGGUCCCUCAGCCUGCCCACGGCGGAGAAGGUCCGCUGGCAUUCUGCGCACUGGAACCCGCCCUCCUCCGCCUGCGGCUCCUUCUUCAGAGUCAAAGGCCGCUCCUCCCUGGAUUUGUGUUCAUUCCUGUGUUUGAUGAGGCUGCUGCGGUGCUGGAAAGUAAGGCCGCACUCCUUGCAGGUGAGGGGUGUGAGCUCGUCCUCGUGCGCGUGGAAGUGGCGGUGGAGGUUGAAGGUCUCGCGCCGGUUGAACCUCUUCCCGCACUCCUUGCACACCAAACGGCACCUUUUCGGUUUGGCGCUCCG